Messenger RNA from Vanessa atalanta (red admiral), 3325 nucleotides. RefSeq lists its product as uncharacterized. The record is from RefSeq and is a predicted model, not a curated record. The coding region runs from base 335 to 655 and encodes 106 amino acids. Lineage: Eukaryota; Metazoa; Arthropoda; Insecta; Lepidoptera; Nymphalidae. The transcript has 3 exons.
UCGCAUCUACCGUGCACUCCGUAGUUCCGUACAAUCGCGACGGUUCGGCGGCGCAUGAUCGAAAACGGCCCAGUCAGUCAGUACCUCCGGAAACACUGUAGCUAACAAACGUAUUGCUUAACGCUUGUGUAGCAAAAAAUCAGUUAUGACUGACUCUUUUGAAUUCCCGCCAAGACCCUAAAACAAAACCCAUUUCCAAAAAUAUUUUCUUAUUACUUCUCUAAUGUUUUAAAUACCAAAGUUGUUUACGGUUUUCGUGGCGUUUGUGUUUUAUCGCGUUAGUGAAUAGAACCACCUGUAAGACAUUUUCAAUAGAUAUAUUGAGGAGUUCAAAAUGAGAGAGGAUUCAGAAACGUCAGCGUUAAAUGAAAGGAUAGAGGAGUUCAGAAGCGAUCCGGAAAAACUGCGACAGGCCUCUGAAUUCGUUGAUGAGCUUAUACAGGAAGCAAAAAAAGAGGCAGAAAUAAAACAGAAAGAGAAAGACAAAAGCAAAUUAUUCGAAUCUCAAGAUCCAGGUGUGGGUAAUUUAAAGAAGAGGUUGGGUCGCGCCCGUGGUUUUGUGCUUCGUAUGUUCGACGCGCUGUGCAACUGCACACAGACAGCAGCGGCCGCAGCUCGCACUACAGCUCGCAACAAUCCGUUUACAAAACGCUAAACAUUUCUCAAACACAUAUCUUUAUUUAUAUGGAAAAAUAAUACACUUAAAAUAUCGGUUGAUUCCGAUUUUCAAAACAUACAUAAUAUCCGAAUUUAUGUAUAAAGUUACUUAAGCGAAUAUAAUUUUAUUAUCAUUUAAAAAUACGUCGAUUCCAAAUGAAUUAAGACAUAAAUUUCAAACUCUUAUUUAUUUAAUCAAUGCUGUUGAUUUUUGUUGUCAGUUAGAUAGGCUUUGAGACUAAACUAAUCUGGCUAUUUGAAAAUAGAAAGGAUAUUAUCCUUAGCAAGUUAGUACUUACUUGCCGGCAAGUAAGUACAUGACUUGUACAUCAAGAUAAUGAUUUUACAUAGUUAUCGUUAAGUAGAUUCUCUCUCUACUUUAGUAAAGACCUUCAUAUAGAUUCAUGCUGUAAUUUAGGCUCAAAAUAAUGUUUCGAAAUAAUUGUAAGUAUUAUUAUAUAUUAUUAAUUUAUCUGACUUAACUUAAAAUAUCAUACCAAAGUUAGUUUUCAUGAGAUGAAAUGUCGAUCGUAUUUGAUAUUUUCGAAUUCUUUUCUUUUGAUAAUUUUGAAAAUGCCCAAAAUAGUGAUUUAUCUAUUAAAUACACAUUUUUUACGUUAUAAAGAUACUCUAUGUCAAUAUUAUAAUUAUAAUUUGUAUCAGAACUUGAAACAUGCUUAAAUAUAAUUGUAGUGACUAUAACUUCAUAUUGUGUCUUCCUUUCGUCUCCCUUGUCAGUGGUACCACUGUUACCUAUCAUUGAUGUUAUUGUGAUCGGUGUAAAGACGCUUAUAGAAGUAACUGUUUAACAUAUUUUGGCAAUAUAUAGAUGUAAUCACAUUAGAAAUAAGACAAAGUAGAUAUGUUCUAAAAACAUUUUGUGGUCUAUGAUAUAAUACAAGCACUAUUAUAUCUUUCAAAAACCAUGAAUAGCUUACCUCUCAGUAUCUCAAAGGGAGAGAUCCCUUAUUGGGUUAAAUCUCUUGUAUUUAUUUCUUCGUAUAGUUAAGUUUACUGCUUAAAUGAUAAAUACACAAUAUAGACAUAAGAUAUUUACAACAACAGCUUUCAGAAAAGAAAAUUCGAAAUUUAAUUACAUAAUAUUAAGUAUAUGUCGCUUGUUAGUUAGAUUAGCCAUACAAUAAAUAGUCUAGCCUAUGUCUUUUUUCAAGAGAGCUUUAAGCAAUCAAGCAAGCUUCCCUUAUUCUAUGAACGAAAAAUUGCUGGUUUAAUGUUACAUAGGUCUCAGAUUGAAUGGCACCGCUAAGUAAAAAGGCUAGGCUGUUAAUUGAAUUGCUAAUUAAUAGUAAUUGCCUGCGACAUAUAUACAACUUCGUAGUCGAAAGUUGUUGUCAACCAAUAUUUAUAAAAUAAAAAUUAAAGAUUGUAUUAUUAUUAUCGUAAAUAUUCUUUGUACCUAUUAUACAGAUCUAUAUAAAAACUACAAUAAUAACUUUCCUAUCAUAUACAACUGAUUCGUCUGUAAUAUUUAUACAAAAAAAAUUGUCUAAUGAAUUUAUAAUGUCGUAAGUAGGUACGACAUCGAUUUGAAAUUUUUGUGAAAAAAUGUACACUAUUAUUGUGAAAAUUGUAAUUGAAAAUUUCAAAUGUAUAUAAAAUUAUUUAGAGGGUAGACUAUUAGGUACUUACAAAUACAACAAAAUAGUACAUUUCAUUAUAUUUUAUCGCUUACGAAUGCACAAAACGAAAAUAUUCUACGCUAUAAGUAUAUUCAAAUAUUAUUAAUUUUGAAUCAUUUUUGUACAUUAUUUUUAUAUUUCAUAUUAUAUUAUUUUGCAUUUAAUAAAAAUAUCUGAAUUAUUUUUAUAACGACGUAAAUAAACUAUUUGAACAGCGUAACUUUCCUAUUUUUAGACUAAGUUAAAAUAAAUUACUUUUAAGAUUAUUUUUAAAUUGAGAUUGAGCUUUUAAAAUUAUAGGUGUCCUAAAUUAAUAAAAUGUAUCAAUGUAGAGGAAAUUAUUUUUCGGUGUAAGAAAUGUAAUUAAAUUAUAGAUCCGGUGUUUGUAAGUAAUUAUAGUUCUAUUCACACAUUUUAAGCGAACAUAAGAAAAAUUUAGGUGUGUUUAACUAGAAAAAAUAAGAAAGGAAAAAAGGCGCACAUCAUUUGUAGAGAAGCGCUAAUGUAUGUAUAUACAUACAUGUUACGAGAUCCAAAUGAAAUAAAAUAAAUUAUUGAUGUUUCAACCUAUAUCUAAUUACUUUUUUGGUAGAAGUUUUGUUUUUCUGGACUAGAGUUCGUAAAGGCUAAGCGAUUUUAUAUUCUCACUUAACGAAUGAGCCUGCUCUGGAAGUGUAUAUAAAAAUUUUGAUAAAUUUUAGAUAUGAUAAAAAAUGAAUCCAGUACGUUGCUUAAGAAAUGAUAUUACUUUUCUUAACUCUCCAGGAGCUAAAAGUCGCAAGGGAUAGUAAGAGAAAAGCAAACGAAUUUCUAUAAAAUUAAAUUGGUAAAUAUAUCAUAUAUAUAAUAUCACAGCAGAGCCUUCGGUUGUGACGUAUGUGAAGUAUGUUAAUACUUCAUUCGUAAGUAAUUUUUCCUUAAUUAUCACGUUAACGCACGAAUAAAUGUGUGAAUCGAUCUGUAUGUGUUUACGUAAGUCUUAAAUAAAUGUUCAAUGUGAUAUCCUGCCUGUACCACUUCCUAUGUGA